CCUCUGAGUAGCUCUGCGGUGCUGGUGGCCUGGGAGCGACCAGAGCUGCACAGCGAUCGGAUCAUCGGCUUCUCACUGCAUUACCAGAAGGCGCAGGGCAUUGACAAUGUGGAAUACCAGUUUGCUGUGAACAAUGACACCACUGAGCUGCAGGUGCGGGACCUGGAACCCAACACGGACUAUGAGUUCUAUGUGGUGGCCUACUCCCAGCGCGGGGCCAGCCGCGCCUCCACCCCUGCGUGGGCACACACAUUAGAGGAUGUUCCCAGCAUGGCCCCGCAGCUCUUGCUGUCCAGCCCCAGCCCCUCAGACCUCAGGGUAGCAUGGUUGCCCCUACCCCCUGGCCUGAGCAAUGGGCAAGUGGUGAAGUACCGGGUGGAGUAUGGUCUUGGAAGGGAAGACCAGACAUUCUCCACCGAGGUGCAGGGCAACGAGACACAGCUGAUGCUGGGCUCACUUCAGCCUAACAAGGUGUACCGAGUUCGGAUUUCGGCAGGCACAGGGGCAGGCUUCGGGGCACCAUCCCCGUGGGUGCAGCAUAGGAUGUCCAGUGUGUACAACCAGAGCCAUGUCCCUUUUGCCCCUGCAGAGUUGAAGGUACAGGCAAGGAUGGAGUCCCUGCUGGUAUCCUGGCAGCUGCCCCCUCACCCCACCCAGAUCUCUGGCUACAAACUGUACUGGCGGGAGGUGGGGGCCGAGGAGGAGGCCAAUGGGGGUCAUCCCCCAGGGGGCCGUGGAGACCAGACAUGGGAUGUGGGGCCCAUCCGACUCAAGAAGAAGGUGAAGCAGUAUGAACUGACCCAGCUAGUCCCCGGCCGAUUGUACGAGGUGCAGCUCGUGGCAUUCAACAAACACGAGGAUGGCUACGCAGCAUUGUGGAAGGGCAGGACAGAGCAGGCUCCCACACCAGACCUGCCUAUCCAGAGGGGUCCACCCUUGCCCCCAGCCCAUGUCCAUGCAGAAUCAAACAGCUCCACAUCCAUCUGGCUUCGGUGGAAAAAGCCAGACUUCACCACAGUCAAGAUUGUCAAUUAUACCGUGCGCUUCAGCCCCUGGGGGCUCAGGAAUGCAUCCCUGGUCACCUACUACACCAGCUCUGGAGAAGACAUCCUCAUCGGCGGGCUAAAGCCAUUCACCAAGUACGAGUUUGCAGUACAGUCUCACGGCGUGGACAUGGUCGGGCCCUUUGGCUCCGUGGUGGAGCGUGCCACCCUGCCUGACCGGCCCUCCACACCCCCAUCUGACCUUCGUGUGAGCCCCUUGACACCAUCUGCUGUCCGGCUGCACUGGUGCCCCCCCACGGAGCCCAACGGCGAGAUCGUGGAGUACUUGAUUCUGUACAGCAGCAACCACUCCCAGCCCGAGCACCAGUGGACCCUGCUCACCACGCAGGGAAACACCUUCAGUGCUGAGGUUCAUGGCCUGGAGAGUGACACUCGGUACUUCUUCAAGAUGGGGGCCCGCACCGAGGUGGGCCCUGGGCCCUUCUCCCGCCUGCAAGAUGUGAUCACGCUCCAAGAAGAGCUCUCAGCCUCCCUGGACAUGCACUCCGUCACGGGCAUCAUCGUGGGCGUCUGCCUGGGCCUCCUGUGCCUCCUGGCCUGUGUGUGUGCUGGCCUGCGCCAAGGCCCCCACAGGGAAGCCCUCCCGGGCCUGUCUACGCCUGCUGCUGGGAACCCUGCACUGUACUCCAGAGCCCGGCUUGGUCCCUCUGGCCCCCCAUCUGCCCAUGAACUGGAGUCCCUUGUGCACCUCCGUCCCCAAGACGGGUCCCCUUCACCCUCAGACGCAGAAGACAGGGCUGAAGUGCAUAGCCUCAUGGGUGGCAGUGUCUGUGAAGGCCGGGGUCACUCCAAGAGAAAGAUCUCCUGGACUCAGGCAGGCGGGCCACACUGGAUGGGUCCCUGGGCAGGCUACGAGCUGCCCCAGCUGGGCCCCAGACCCACCCUGACCCGGGCCCUGCUGCCCCCCGCUGGCACUGGGCAGACACUGCUGCUGCAGGCGCUGGUGUAUGAUGCCAUCAAGGGUAGCGGGAGGAAGAAGCCACCCCCGGCCUGCAGGAACCAGGUGGAGGCUGAGGUCAUGGUCCACUCUGACUUCAGUGCGUCCACAGGGAGUCCCGACCUCCAAGACUUGGAGCCUGAGGGCCCCCUGCCCUUGGAGGCUCCUGACCUCAUCUCGGGUGUUGAGGAGGCAGGGCAGGGGGCCACCUGGCUGGACAAGGAGCCAAGAGGGGGUGAGCUGGUGGCCCCCGGACCAGACAGACCACCAGAGGUGGCCCAUGCUUCCUGCCUGCACCCAGACCUCCAGCCCAGCGAGGCUCUAGAUGAGACCCUGGGAAACAACCUGCAGUCCAGAGCCCCCUGCCCUCAAGGAGCCAGCCCAGGCCUGCCCAGAACCUCAACCUCGUGCUCUGUGGAGCUUCCCUAG
Carlito syrichta (Philippine tarsier) is the source of this 2430-nucleotide messenger RNA. It is a transcript of the gene IGDCC4, whose product is annotated as immunoglobulin superfamily DCC subclass member 4. The transcript is spliced from 14 exons. Gene Ontology annotation, biological process: axon guidance; cell-cell adhesion. Gene Ontology annotation, cellular component: axon; plasma membrane. The annotation marks the transcript as partial. Lineage: Eukaryota; Metazoa; Chordata; Mammalia; Primates; Tarsiidae. The record is from RefSeq and is a predicted model, not a curated record. Gene Ontology annotation, molecular function: protein binding.